AUGUCAAUCAAGUCUAUUUGUAGUCUUGUCAUUACACCCAAUGAUAUAAUGGGCUUUGAUACAACGGGCUGCUUAACUGGAGUAUUUGGAGAAACGGCAAAACUCAAAUCAUUGAAAGUAAAUCCAAGUCUCACCAGUCUUGAUCUUGGAUACAACGAAAUAGCCGACAAAGGAGGUGAAGCAAUUACCGGUGCAUUGAAAGUCAAUCAAAUUCUCACCACUGUUUGUCUUGUAUGGAACCAAAUAUCUGGCAAAGGAGGUGAAGCAAUCGCCGAUGCAUUGAAGGUAAAUCCAAGUCUCACCAAUCUUGAUCUUGGAUACAACGAAAUAGCCGACAAAGGAGGUGAAGCAACCGCUGAUGCGUUGAAAAUAUCUGACAAACGAGGUGAUGCAAUCGCCAGUGCACUGAAAGUAAAUCAAACUCUCACCACUCUUUAUCUUGCAUGGGGCCAAAUUUCUGACAAAGGAGGUGAAGCAAUCACCGAUGCGUUGAAGAAUGAUAAUCGAGCCAGUAGCUGUUCUGCAUUAAAUUCUCUAUUGAGAAAUCAUCCAUGGAGUGUGUCAAAUCGUUGUUGA
Molecule: messenger RNA, 576 nt
Organism: Didymodactylos carnosus
Lineage: Eukaryota; Metazoa; Rotifera; Eurotatoria; Philodinida; Philodinidae
Source: the annotation of a GenBank genome assembly